Molecule: messenger RNA, 2111 nt
Organism: Thecamonas trahens ATCC 50062
Lineage: Eukaryota; Apusomonadida; Apusomonadidae
Exons: 2
Coding region: 119-2098 (659 amino acids)
Source: RefSeq, a predicted model, not a curated record
GGGGCGGGGCGGGCCAGGCUGGUCGGAUCAAGGGCACUUGUCGCCAGCCUACUGGGUAGGAAGUGAGCUUGCGGAGGACAGAAAGAACAGAGCAGGUGAAGGAGUGCGGUAGGCAGACAUGGGUACUGUCAAGAAGCGGAAGAAGAAGUCUGUGACCCGCAAGAGGGUCCGCACCUCGGUAAAGUCCUCGUCGGCGCCAGCAACGUCGGAAGCGAGUAGGAAGCGCCGCCGCCGGAAGCGGGCCACGGGCUACGACGGGUCGGAUGUCGGCACAGAGGCCACUGCAGAUGCCUCGAGCACGGGUGCUGCCACCGGAGCCUCGCGCUCGCGCCGCAAGAAGAAGAAGAAGCGCUCGGCGCGCUCGGGCCGGGACCGCAGCGAGGCAACGGACGGCGGUGAGGCGAGCACCAAGUCCCGCAAGAGGGUCAAGAAGCGGACUCGCAAGUCGUCCAAGGGAGGCGAUGAUGAUGCUGAUGGCGAGGAGACCGAGGUGAGCACCAAGUCUCGCAAGAGGGUCAAGAAGCGGACUCGCAAGUCGUCCAAGGGAGGCGAUGAUGAUGCUGAUGGCGAGGAGACCGAGGUGAGCACCAAGUCUCGCAAGAGGGUCAAGAAGCGGACUCGCAAGUCGUCCAAGGGAGGCGAUGAUGAUGCUGAUGGCGAGGAGACCGAGGUGAGCACCAAGUCUCGCAAGAGGGUCAAAAAGGUCAAGAAGGUCAAAAAACGGACUCGCAAGGCGUCCAAGGACAGCGUCGGGGACGAUGAUGAUGGCGAGGAGACAGAUGCCAGCUCAAAGCCGCGCAAAAAGGUCAAGAAGCGGACCCACAAGUCGUCGUCCAAGGUCGUGACCGGAAAGGGCAAGCGGCGCAAGGUCAAAAAAUCGUCCAAGACUGAGGUGGAAGCAACUGAGGCCGAAGACGGGACGAUGACAAAGGUGAAGAAGCGGACCAAGAAGCGGAGCCGCAAACGUGUCGAUAGAAGCAAGAAGACCAAGACCAAGAAGAAGAAGAAGGGCUCGAAGGACCGAGUGACGUUCAAGGACGACUACGGUUCCGAGACCGAGCCGUCUGCCUACGGCUACGGCGGCGCCGACUCGGAUGCCUACGGCGAUGACGAGUACGUGUACGGCGCCAAGUACGACGAGUCGAGCUCGCCGCGCAGUAGCACGUCGCACAAGAUGAAGAAGACGAAGAAGCGGAGCAAGAAGCGGAGCAAGAAGCGGAGCAAGAAGCGGAGCAAGAAGAGGCAGGCCGACAGCGCUGCCUCGGGCGCAACAGGAAUUCGCAAGAAGAAGAAGAAGAAAAAGACGAGCAAAAGACGAAGCGGCGCAAGCAGGAGAGCUCGCCACAGGUCUCCGAGCCAGACUCGGAACUCUGCCCUGUUUGGCGACUUUGCGUCCAUCCGUGGCAAGACCGGAAUCUACGACGAUGAUACUGCCUUGUACAACGGCGACUCGUCGUCGUCGUCGUCGUCGUCGUCAUCGUCGUCUUCGUCAACCCGGACCUCGUCGUCAGUCUUUUCCGACCGGCGCGCACUUCGUCCACAGACCGCGCCUACGUCUCGGACCGUGGUCGUCACCGACCCGUACGGCGGCUACGAUGUGUACGAUGGCGUCGGCGGCUACGGCUACGAUGGCUAUGACCACGACUACGGCCGCCUCGUCCACGGCAUGGACGACCUUGCCACCCAGCUCAACGAGAUCGGGCACGCGCUCAAGAAGUCCAAGAAGUCCAAGCACAAGUCCAAGCACAAGUCCAAGCACAAGUCCAAGUCCAAGCACAAGCACAAGCACAAGGGAAAGUCCAAGAAGGGCAAGUCCAAAAAGGGCAAGGGCAAGGGUAAGGGCAAGGGCAAGGGCAAGGGCAAGGGCAAGGGCAAGGGCAAGGGCAAGGGCAAGGGCAAGGGCAAGGGCAAGGAUAAGGGCAAGGGCAAGGGUAAGGGUGCUGUGUCGUCGUCGAACGCAAGCUCGACGGCAUCUGACAGAUCCGACGACAGCGAUGAUUCGUCGAGCAGUGCGCAGGGCAAGACCAAGGGCAAGAAGACCAAGGGCAAGAAGACCAAGGGCAAGAAGAAGACCAAGGGCAAGAAGACCAAGCGCUAGCCAUCACACUCUG